Tarenaya hassleriana is the source of this 581-nucleotide messenger RNA. RefSeq lists its product as uncharacterized. NCBI's taxonomy places the organism in Eukaryota, Viridiplantae, Streptophyta, Magnoliopsida, Brassicales, Cleomaceae. Gene Ontology annotation, cellular component: chloroplast. The transcript is spliced from 3 exons. The record is from RefSeq and is a predicted model, not a curated record. Bases 49 to 414 code for a protein of 121 amino acids.
UGUAAAAUAACUGAAUGCAAGAGAAUAUCUUAUUGUUCUUGGGGGAAAAUGGCAGCUAAAAUUAAUCUUUCUUGUUCUUGCUUAGAUUCCCCAAGAUUAUCAGCAUCCUCUUCUUAUUCAGAUGUUCUUUCUCUGCCUCAGUUCCGCUGUUCAUCGUCCCAUUUAGGGUUUCAUCGAUUCAAGCUCCAAGCAAAAUUAGGUGGGGGAGAUCCAGAAUUGAAGCCUAAAGGGAAGAAGAAGUUCAUAACGAGAGAGGAGGAACCAGAACAGUACUGGCAAACAGCGGGAGAAAGAGAAGGCGAGAAUCCGAUGAAGACGCCGCUGCCUUACAUCAUAAUCUUCGGAAUGUCGACCCCUUUCGUCAUCUUAGCCAUUGCUUUUGCCAAUGGUUGGAUCAAAGUUCCGAUUCGCUGAACAAUUCCGAGGAAGAAGAAAAGGGCUCAGUCUUUUGUUCAUUGUUUUCUCAUUUCCGUAUGAAAGAACGGUUCGGGAAUCCGUUCUCAGUGAUCUCUCGGGAUGUAACGUACUCAAAACCCGACGUAAAAGAGUUAUAUAUACACGUUUUGUUCGAGCCUUGAACA